This is a messenger RNA of Neohortaea acidophila, 851 nucleotides long. RefSeq lists its product as uncharacterized. NCBI's taxonomy places the organism in Eukaryota, Fungi, Ascomycota, Dothideomycetes, Mycosphaerellales, Teratosphaeriaceae. The record is from RefSeq and is a predicted model, not a curated record. The annotation marks the transcript as partial. The transcript has a single exon.
UGAAGCUGAGCUCAGCUGCGCGCGCCCACGUGGGAGUCGAGCCUCCCAUUGGCCCUCACGUCAUCGGAAGCUGCGAGCUCCCGUUUCCGGCCGGGGGUUCGGAGAUCUUAGGUAAGCCAAGCAAAGCGCGACCGAUUCAACACACGUGCGUGGAUAUCCAGGCACCCGAUUCCGAGCGGACUUUUGCGAACUCCCGAGACUCUACAUGAGACAUCAUCACCAUGAACUCAUCAUCCUUGCGGUCCUCUCCACAUCAGCCAUGCCGGAUGGUUGGGGUCGAGUGUUGCCCUUGGCCAACACUGGUUCAACAGAUGCACUCCUCAAACAGUAUGCACGCAGUACCUUAACGAAGUCCGAAGAGCGACGCGCUUCCGCUGCAGGCAGAACUCUCACCUUCCGCAUUUCACUCUCGGGCCUGUACAGGAAUCAUUCGCGCCCCUUCAUAUCAUGUAUACGACGACGUACGUCGCCAAUGGCCUUGGCAAUCGCGCUUGAGUCGACCCGGCCUGUAACGUUGGUGGCGCCCGCCGAAAUAAAAUGAGCCGCGCCACCCUCUCAAAUGCGCCGUGGUCUAAUAUCGCCCAGCCUUAUCAGGGGAAGCUCGGCGAACACGACGACUUCUCCCAUCCCAAAGACGAUCAUAUGCUCAACCCGUCCGAUACAGUGGUCUUUGCCACUUCUCGCAGUCUCGAACACAUCACAUCAUCCCCAACCUCCCCUCGCCGGCUCGCUUCUGAUAAAGGUUAUUCAUGCACAUCGCCCAGAGUUGACAGCGCUCGCGGCCCCACAGCCUGGCCUCGGCUCGCCACCGGCGCCCCCUAUAGUUUAAUUACACGCUUCCACUUUCAACC